AACACUAUGAAUGGCGCAAAACAAACGACUUCUCCUUCCUCUGAGUACCCUAAAAACGAUAAAACCCUAGAAUCUCCCAAGAACCCUAGAAAUUGGUCGGCGCCAGUAUCAGCCGGCCACGUAUGCGGCCAGAUGUCACGCUGUUUAUAGGCCGUGUCAUCGCAGCACAUUUCUCUGCUUUUAUUUGCGGUGCGUUGUGAGGCUUUGGGGUUUUUCCGCGACUAAAAUUGAUCGAUAGGGAAUCAUGGGCGCGAUCUGGGCUGUGAUCACCAGGCUUCACGCCUUCGCUGGGCCGGUCAUCUCCGUUCUCUACCCGAUGCUCGCGUCUGUCAAGGCGAUCGAGAGUCCACUCAAGGAAGACGACGAGCAGUGGCUAACAUACUGGAUCUUGUAUUCUUUGAUGACGCUGCUUGAGAUUGCCGCUGCUCCAGCGCUGGCCUGGUUUCCUUUGUGGUACCCUGUGAAGCUCGCGCUUCUCUGCUGGCUUGUUCUUCCACAGUUUAAAGGCGCGAGCUUUGUCUACAACCAGCUCGUCCGCAAGUACGUGGUUAACAACAGUGGUGCGAUCAAGGAGAAGGUCGGCGAUGUCUUGGAUCCCCAGACGAGGUCAUCGGUGGAGAGAUUUAUUCACGAGAAUGGAUUGGAUGCGCUGGACAAGCUACUUUCCGAGGCUGCGCAGAAGAACGAGAAGAAACCACUUCCAUCUCCGAAGCAAGAAUCCCAAGAGAGAUAUUGAGAAGGAAAAGUCUAGCUUUGGCUGUGGGUGUACAUUGUCUUAACGUAUUCUUCAGGUUUCCUUAGAGUCCUUGCUUGUUGCUUAUAAAAGUUUUGUAUCUCCCAUUGGAUCAAAGCCAGAUUUUACAUAA
Molecule: messenger RNA, 866 nt
Organism: Selaginella moellendorffii
Lineage: Eukaryota; Viridiplantae; Streptophyta; Lycopodiopsida; Selaginellales; Selaginellaceae
Product: HVA22-like protein e
Exons: 5
Coding region: 245-736 (163 amino acids)
Source: RefSeq, a predicted model, not a curated record